Molecule: messenger RNA, 1238 nt
Organism: Cucumis sativus (cucumber)
Lineage: Eukaryota; Viridiplantae; Streptophyta; Magnoliopsida; Cucurbitales; Cucurbitaceae
Exons: 4
Coding region: 289-666 (125 amino acids)
Source: RefSeq, a predicted model, not a curated record
UCAUUUCAAAUGACAUCUACGGGAGAAGGUUCUCCAUUUCUCAAGCAUCGAGUUCUUCUGUACGGCGGCGAUGGCUUCCACGUGAGUUCAUUGUCUGACCUGAUUUAACCAAAUCCCCAUUCAAAUAUUUCAUUCUUGGGAUAUCUACAUUUCAAUAAAAACUAAUCUAUACCCACAAAUCAAGUUUGUGGUUGUAGCGAACUGGCUUGAAAACCCAUCCACUCGAAUAAUCACUUGCCUUCUCUAUUUCCCUCAUUCUCUCUUCCUUCAUCCUUCUCCAACCCAUUCAUGGAAGCCUUAGUUUCUAACCCUCUUAUUACCCAUCCCACUCUUCCUCCUUCCACUACUUUUCCCCUCAAACCGCGCUCUAAUUCCAUCCAUAAUCGGAGACGAACACCCGCGUUUGCUGCCAUUGACGGUGCUUCUUUGCUUCCAGCUGACUCCACUCAGGUUCAAAUCACAUGGCAAAUUUUCGUUGGAGCGAUUGCUGGAGUGACGCCCUUUGUGGUGGCCGGAAUCGAAUUCAGCAAGAGAAUUAGGGUGCAAAAGAGAUGUAAAGAAUGUGGUGGUUCGGGGCUUGUUCUUAGAGAUGAUGACUACUUUCGUUGCCCCGAAUGUGGUGGUUUUUUGCCAUGGCAGUCAUGGAGGCGAUUCUUUUGGGGAUAAAGAAGACAGUUAACAAGAUAUGUCUGUUUUGAAGUUGUAUAUUUACACUCAUAUUUCAAAGAAAGUGAUUCAGGAUCUUCUUCGUUGAUUUUCAAGCAACACGAGGAACAAAGGAUCUGAUCUUAUCCGUUCAUUAAGUGUAUGCAUUUGAGGUUAGAGCUAAUUAAGUUCACCAUGUUUGUUAUCAGUUACAUGCUCAAUCAAAUGUUUAAAUGUUGCUAAAUGAUUGCUUACGAGAUUAGAUUCCAAGCGUCUAGUUCUUGUAAUGUCAUUUUCUCUCACAUAGUUGAUAACAUGUAUACAAGAUUAAAUAUUUUUUAACCUAUCAACCUUAGUUUUUAAGUUUGGUAGUGCUUUAUUUAUACAAUAAAGCUAGGCAGCUUCCCCAGUUAUGUAAUUAGAAACUCAAUUAAUUUGGAUUAAGUGGGAUAUUGUGAAACAAAUUUUGUCGUCUCUGGCAGAUUUCUAUUAGAAUCAUGUCUGGAUGAAAUCAAUCAACCAGACUGAUUUUGUCGCAUGUUUUCUUUUUAGAAAAUGCCAGAAACUUUAGUAAAAUUACUUGACUUAAUGAA